AUGGGCGGCACCCCCCUCCCCACCUACCCCGACACUUAUAUUCGACGCCGUCUUACACUAGACUACCAGCUACGGGAAUUGGACGAGCGCGCCCUUGCCGCUGCCCGGUGCUUGUCGAGACGCUUUGAGGCCAUCGCGACGCCCGUCACAUACCGUACUCUGUGCCUCAACGAGCGCAUCGUCGCCCCAGAUGCCGAAUCGCGGUAUCCCAAUCUCCUCCGCAAUGUGUCUACCUACACCAACCAUGUCAUUGCACGAAGCGAUCUUAACCCUGACGGCAUUCGACGUGUGAUAGACAGGAUUCAACGCCUGAGGACUGUGCGGUGGCAUUACGUCGACGCCGAAUUCAGACCGGGUCGCCUCUGGCUUCCUUCGGAUGUGCUCAACUCCCAGCAAACACGAUUCAAUGGUACCAAGCUAUUCGUCGAAGACCUGCCGCUCCGAGAAUUUGAGGGGCAGCUGCGAGACACCUACGUCCGAGCCAUUCCCACAGACCUCCUCGUGUCCCUCAAGCUUGCUAGCCCAGCUCCGCCGCUUACCACGCGACUGAACUCUCUCAAACAGCUUCUUCUGCUGUCCCGGCGCCUCGAGACAUUCCACUACGAGGAUCGGGGGCAAGGAACGAGUUUCAAGUUCACAGAGGGGGAGCGUAUGCCGCCGCUGAAGGACCUGGCCCUCAAGUCUUACGACUGGAACCACUCCAAGGAGGACACCCAAGCAUACUGGGACUUCUCCCAACUCGAGUCGCUAGACUUGAUUUCGGUGCCCGUCUUUAAUUUCCUGUCAGCAGUCGACUUUCCUCAUCUCGCGGGACUACGACGGCUGCACUGCGAAGACUUCAGUGCUCAUCUUGUCGACAAGCGACAAGAAGCCACAGGCGGCCUAUAUUUGCUGGUGGCCAACCACAUCCGAGCCCUGCAGACACUGAGCGUGACUUGCCAUAUUCAGCUGUUCCCUCUGGAUGGCAUCCUCAAGCAUGGCGCUUCCCUGCAGGUACUCAGAUUUCGCGACCAUAUGGGAUUCGGAGAAGAGGAUCGACGUUGCCCAACGCUCUGGGCCGAGGACCUCGCAAUUUUGGCACAAGGCCUACCAUACGUGCACACGCUCGAGGUAGACAUGGACGUGGCUCUGUGCGAUCCGCCCGAGUUUUUGCGCGCUAUCUGCAACUUUGGUAGCCUGCAAACACUCACGCUCCACGUUCAGACCGUCCUUCAUCCACUCGAAGUAGUCCACCCGGGGAUGGAUCGCGACUAUGACGCGGCUCUGCGCACUUUCCAGUUCCUACUGCGUGAGAAGCAGCUAGCGGCGCCUGAUGUCCCGUGGAAGAAGAUCACCAUCAACGUGGGUGGUUGGCGAAAGGUGAUGGUUCGCCGUUUCAGCGCUGCCUGGCGUCGUCAAAACGAAAACGGCGUCUACGCUGAACGAUGCUUCGUGCUGGGAAGGAACGAGCAUGGGCAGAUGGCCUACCAUGAGGAAAUGAGCGUUGAAGGGCGCUCAUCCACACCAACACCCGAUCCACCGACGCCGAACUUGGAGGCGGAUUACGAGUAG
Messenger RNA from Colletotrichum higginsianum IMI 349063, 1551 nucleotides. RefSeq names its product F-box domain-containing protein. The coding region runs from base 1 to 1551 and encodes 516 amino acids. NCBI's taxonomy places the organism in Eukaryota, Fungi, Ascomycota, Sordariomycetes, Glomerellales, Glomerellaceae. The record is from RefSeq and is a predicted model, not a curated record. The transcript has 2 exons.